Messenger RNA from Penicillium cinerascens, 2040 nucleotides. RefSeq lists its product as uncharacterized. NCBI's taxonomy places the organism in Eukaryota, Fungi, Ascomycota, Eurotiomycetes, Eurotiales, Aspergillaceae. The transcript has a single exon. Bases 1 to 2040 code for a protein of 679 amino acids. The record is from RefSeq and is a predicted model, not a curated record.
AUGUCCUCAUUCUCAGAGCACCGUCCGCCAUCAUCUUCUCAAUUUGUACCCCCGGAGUCUGCCCAACCGUACCAGUCACUGUUUGGAGGCCCCAGCAACGAUCUCGGCGUACCUCCAUCUUCUCUGCCAGAACCGGCUCGAAGGUCCAUCUUCGGCGGUCCAGCCCAAGAUGUUGCUACGGAACCGGAGACAGAGGCAGAGCUCAUGGACCGAGGGUCCAGUGAGGAUGAGGAAGAUGAACUAGAAAUGAUCAUGCGCGAACGGCCCCUGGAUAUUGAAUAUGGCUCCGACGAGGAGAGCUUCAAAGGUAGUGACGAGGAGGGAAAUGAGCCUGCACAGAAGGCUAAAAGUCGUGUGAAGCAUGAAUCUCGUGGACGGUCUACUACAAGGUCACGAUCGCGAUCACAGUCCCGAUUAAAUUCCGAAUCGCCUACGAAGACAGCGCCACUACCGACAACGUAUGUGCUCGACCGCGGCCUUGACCUGGCACCCGGGGUUGAGCGGCCUAAUCGAUGGACCGGGAGCUCAACUGCAUACCGAAGAGUCAUCGCAGACGCCCUAGCUUCCUAUGAGGGACUGAUGACGGCUCGAUCAAGGGACCUCGCGGCACAUCUCUACAAUUCGUAUAUGGUUCGCCGCCAGGGGAAAGAGACAUCCCAUGGUUUGGACGAAGAUGGAGAAGAGAAAACGUCCAUUUCCAAACGAUGGGGGGCAUGGCCUUUACCACCAUCCCGGGUGCCUCGACCCAACGAACACAUGCAGGAGUGGUUUAGUGAUCCUGACACUAUCCGGAUGCCACCCGAUCCUCGUCCUAGCGCCGAAUUGGAAGAGUCAAUCAUUGCAGUUAUGACGAGGAUUGCCAAGGAGAACUUCUUGGACCGCGAUUGGGACUAUGACGAAGUGAGAACGAACGAAUCGAGGAGAUCGACAGCCGACCCAGACGCCAUGACGGACGAAGAAGACCUGAAAGGUGCGGAAACAUCUUUUGGUCCAUCAUUCCUCCAGCCCGCUCUUCAGACCGAUGACGAUAUAUCUCGGCGACAAUUGCGGCCUCUUGCCCGGAACGUGAUUACACAAAUCGACAGUCUUUUGACGGCUCUGCAGCGCUCGAUGAAUUACCGAUCCGAGCGUGAAGUAAGUUGCGACUCGGGGCCUGGAACUGAUGACGAUGCAGCCCAGUCACAAACUGGAGAAAAGGCCAGCAAAAAUGAGUCGCGGGGUCGCAAACGCACUCGUGGGCGUCCUCGUCAGACAAAGUCAAGUGGGCGCUCUCGCAGCCAGCGCUCAUCUGCGGCCGAGACUGAAGAUGAGACUAUGCGUGAUACAUCUCAGUCUCGAGACCCGUCACGCAACUCUCGUGCGUCUGGCAAUGAUGACGACAACGAUGAUAGCGACGACGGCAUCCCGUUUAAUGCAAAACUUCCAUUACGAGACUGGAGUGAAGUCAUGGGCCUAGCAUCCAUGCUCGGUCUCCCAAACGCCGCCGUCAUGCGUGCCUCCAAGCGCUGCGCGGACCUAUUCGAUGAAGACAUGACAUUCCGCACGUUCCACGAAGGCCGGAUUGAACCAGCUGGACGACGGGAGGACAAAUCAUUGGUAUACGACUACCGUGAGAGCAAUUCCGAAGCCGAAGACUCCGAUCCUGCUCCCAGGCGCAAGCGCAAGAAGGCCAUUUCUCGGGUCCCGUCGAGAUCAGUACGAAAUCGCUCUACCUCACAAGAUGCACAGGGCUCAAUUCCCGCCGCCUCAUCGGUGAAUAUGCACACGAUUGUACCAGGGUUUGCUCCAAGUCGCGGUACUAGUCCGGAGAGAAGCAGCCCAGGAAGAGGACCGUCGCGCCGACUCAAGGGCAAGGGCGAGCAUCGCAAAGCGGACCUCGUUUGUCCGAUCAAGACAUGCUCACGACAUGCGAAAGGUUUCUCGCGAACGUGGAAUCUUAAUUUGCACAUGAAGAGAGUCCAUCCAGGGUAUCAAGAGCGAGAUCGGUCAAGAUCGAGAUCUCGUAGUAGGCCCGAGCCGGAAGUGAUUGUGAUUGAUUAG